AAGUCAGUUUGAGGGCGGCAAGUGAAUCAGAAAGAUGUGCCUAUCUGCGUAAUAGAUUUACAAAGUAGACCUCAAAUCUCAAAUAUUAUGUUAUUUGAACCUCGCGGGGGAAAGUUAUCGUGCCAACAAGUUAAACAUUCGCCCGGUUCCGACCAAUCUGCUGUUCGACUUGUAGUGAGUUCUAAGCGUGCGCUCAUUCAGAUGGGCUUGGCCAGUUCUGCCGGCAAUAUAGAUUACGUUAUGCUAUUUGAAUAUUUGCCUUGAAUCAUCGUCGCCGACGAAGUCUCAGCACAGAACUUGAAGAGGCUCCCAGUCGGAAUAGUGCGCCAAGUCGCGAUGGACGUUGAAAAGUUAAAGUGCGUGCUGUGCCGGAAGUUUCCGGAUGGAAUGGUUUACGAGUGCAACAGGCAGCGCCAUAUCGGGUGUGAAUCCUGCGUCGAGAAGCUCAACGUUAAGCUGUGUCAGUGCUCCGAGUACUUUGACCGCAAAGCCUCCAACCCGAUCGAGAACCUGGUCAGGCAGAGCACCAACAAAGUGCCAUGCCCGUACAAAAAGGCCGGCUGCACGUGGCUCUUCGGCUCGUCCGACAUGCGAUCCCACCUGGAGGAGUGCAAAUUUCGGCCGUAUCGCUGCAUCGCCUCCAAGCUGAACGUGCUGACUUGCCCUUGGGAGGGAAUGCAGUUCCAGAUCGAGGAUCACCUGAUGGAGGAUCACGCCAAGCUGGGAGAACCGUUCACGUACUUCCAAGAGUCGGAGAUUCCGUUUUCUGAACAGUCGUCCAAGGGAGGAAUCAAGCUGGUGGACGCGUUCAGCAAGAAGUUUCUGUUUUACUUUCUUUCGAGUGCCAAAGCCAGGGUGGCUUACUUCAUGAUCGUGUACUUUGGGAGACGCGAGGAGGCUCGUCAGUACUAUUACGAGUUUGAGAUUCGAUCGAAGAGUGAUUCCGAGCUGCGGAAGAUUAAGUUCGUGCAGAAUUGCGUGUCCGACUGUGAGGACUUGAGUCGUUGUAUUGUUGAGGAAGACUGCGUGGCCGUUUCGUUCAAGACGAUUAGACACUUUUUGCACGAAGGUACGAUCCCGUUCCGGUUCAUCGUCAAGAAGAAAGAUGACGAGCCCGGAAAGGAAGGCCGCGAGCGUAAGCUCUCCGAUGGAUCCGUGACCAAGCCGAACAAGCCCCGGCCGACGCCGUUCAAUUUUUCCGAGAAGGGUAAGCUCAAGCCGAACCUGAGACGAAGCACUUCCAGUGGAAGCUUCUCGGGCGGUGGAGGGCAAAGUGGUCCUGGAAAGUCCGGUGGGGCUAAAAAGGCAUCGGAAGAGGCACCGUCUCGAAAGACCUCGGCACCGGCGCAGGUGGGCACGUCAGGCGUUCAACGAUCGCCGGAAUUUUCCUCGAUCAAUCGAAUGGGCGUUAGCGGUCAGGACUCUCCGAUCGUGCACCAGGAACCGUGCCCGUUGCUGACACCGUCGAUCAAUCGUCUCGAUGCGCCGCCCUCGUACAUGGCACUGACGAGCACCGAUUUCCGGCAGUCGACGAGCGAGCACAGCCCGGCGGUCGUGAACAGGCCACCGCCCGGCGAGUGCAAAACCACGGCCAACGUGUGCCGGAUGUACACGCAGCCGUACAAAACCAAGGACGACCGGCUAUACCUGCAGCGGUAUCCGACCGAUUGUCUGAGCAAGCCGGUGUUCCGACGGUAGUGUGAUGUUGUUCUUGUUUUUUUGAGGAUGUCGACUUUUUUUUCAAUAGAUUAUUAAGGUAUUGUAACAGA
Molecule: messenger RNA, 1769 nt
Organism: Culex quinquefasciatus (southern house mosquito)
Lineage: Eukaryota; Metazoa; Arthropoda; Insecta; Diptera; Culicidae
Product: E3 ubiquitin-protein ligase Siah1
Exons: 4
Coding region: 337-1698 (453 amino acids)
Biological process (GO): proteasome-mediated ubiquitin-dependent protein catabolic process; multicellular organism development
Cellular component (GO): cytoplasm
Molecular function (GO): ubiquitin conjugating enzyme binding; zinc ion binding; ubiquitin protein ligase activity
Source: RefSeq, a predicted model, not a curated record